This is a messenger RNA of Boleophthalmus pectinirostris (great blue-spotted mudskipper), 7275 nucleotides long. It is a transcript of the gene ctnnd2a, whose product is annotated as catenin (cadherin-associated protein), delta 2a. The transcript is spliced from 26 exons. Gene Ontology annotation, biological process: dendritic spine morphogenesis; cell-cell adhesion; cell-cell junction assembly. The record is from RefSeq and is a predicted model, not a curated record. Gene Ontology annotation, cellular component: cytoplasm; adherens junction; postsynaptic density. NCBI's taxonomy places the organism in Eukaryota, Metazoa, Chordata, Actinopteri, Gobiiformes, Gobiidae. Bases 1562 to 5281 code for a protein of 1239 amino acids. Gene Ontology annotation, molecular function: cadherin binding.
UGACCUGUGUUACUUCCGUCCCUACGCAAAGGUUUCAUUUUGCUGUGAUGAAUUACUUAAACGUAGGCAGCUGUCAUACAGAAAAGGACCACGUAUUAACUCUUAACAGGUAUUUAUCUAUUGCGCCAUAAUAACUGAACCCACCACUAUUUGUAAAGCAAUUCUCUGGAAUUACUGUACUGCUUGGCAAUAGGAGCCAGUCAGAAUCACAAUGUCCCAUUAUAGUUAACCCAUACAUCAGUUUUCCAGACUGUUUUAUCCACUGUUCACUUCUUCUUCCCCUUUGCACUUUCACUGUUGGGCUCAUUUAGCCUUCAGUCCCCUUUACCCAAUAUAAAAUAUUGGAUUUUCUCCUUCUGUGACCUAUGGCCUAGACUAAAGAUUAUGACCUGCAUAUUUUCAGUGGCAUUUGUCUGUAGUUUGCUUGGCCUCCUGUUUUCCCAGAGAACAAGGUCCCUUCUGAAACAAGUGAUAUUCCUGAUUUAAAAUUGUAACAAUAGAGGCUAUACUGAACAAUGAUGUCCUCCCAAAUCAUCCAAAGGUUUUAAGGUCAGAGUAAACAUCUAUAGUGCAUUGUGUGAGCCAGUCUUUCUGCACACUGACAAGGAGAUUUUCAAGGUGUUCCUCUCUACAAUUUUGUGCUUGGAAUAAAAGAUCCAGUUGCUCAUUAAGCAUUAACAGGAAAUUCUAAAUCAUCGAAAUAAUGUAAUUGUUAUAUAAAUAUAAAACUAGUUACAUAAUUUAAAGCUUGAUAAGACCUAUUAAGACACCUAUAACAGGGCAUGUACAGAAUGUAGAUUAAACCAAAAGUAUGACAAGUUUAAGUAAGGCCUGAGUGAAUGGGAUGAAUUGUAUAAAUGGCUUGGCAAAGAUAAGAUCUUUAGGUCUGUGCAGGUGCAUGGAGGUUGGAUUUCUGGCUACAUAAACAACAAAUCAUAUUGGAUAACAAUCUUCUCUGACACUUUUAGCCUUCAGAUGUGCUUAGAACAAAGUCCAAAUCAAAAGUGCUCUAUGUAACACCUGGAGAUUACAUCUCCAUGGAGAUGUUACUGCUCAGCCUAGAAUGUUCCACAGUAUGGAAAUUAAUUGAUCACCCUUGUAUUUAUUCAAUUGCAAGUUUAAUUAGUGCAGAAAAACAAUUAAGGCAAAGCAAUAACAUCAUAUAAAGCUACACAGUGCACAGUGCUUAAUCUGAAGUCUUUGUGAAUCCGCAAUUAUACACAUUUUGUGCCUUAUAUGAAUGUUGUUACAAGUGUGAAACUGAGCUUGUCUUUCUGUAUGUGUCACAGUCAUGGGACCAGCAGUAAUUAAAGACAUCCAUCAGAUUGUGACAAGUGCUGAGAAGCAUUGCAUCGUGGGACGCGGUUCAUGGGCAUGGUAGUCAUGAGCAUCCCGGCAAAUGGUCGCUCCAUUCCCCCGGCAACUCCGGACGCAGGACGCAGCAAAAAGGCGCUGAUCUGAUCUGAGCACACUGCGGACUUGGAAAGAGGCUGAUCGGGAGCGAGAGAACGAGAAACAAGGAGAAGCCGGUCGCUGAUAGUGGCCAGGAGCUCUUUUGGAAAUGCCGGUACCAGACCAACCAGCCGAACAGGAGAAGGGGGCUAUGGUGCCCCCAGUGAUGCCCUCGUCCAACGGAGACAGAUCUGAGUCCGAGACCACCUCCUCUAUCCUGGCCUCCGUCAAAGAACAGGAGCUGCAGUUUGAGCGCCUCACCAGGGAGCUGGAGGCGGAGCGUCAGAUUGUGGCCACACAGCUGGAGCGAUGCAAGCUGGGCUCUGAGGCCGGCAGCAUGAGCAGCAUCAGCUCCUCAGAUGAGCAGUAUCGCUGGAAUGCACAAGCAGAUGGACAGAAGGACAUUGAGGAUGAGCUGACCACAGGCCUUGAGCUGGUAGAUUCUUGCAUUCGUUCCCUACAAGAAUCUGGCAUACUGGACAGUGCCGACAGACCAGCUCUUCUUUCCCAGAGUUCCUUGCAGCUCAACUCCACCCCGGAGGCUUCGCUCCAGUACUCUGCCAGCUACCAUAGCAACCAGACCCUCGCCCUCAGUGACAACAUCUCCUCCGCAGCAACCCCUCAGCGCAGCGGGCAGGUCGGGGGAGCCGUGCACAGCUACAACCAGGUGACCUCGAGUCGUGCAGCCCAACAGCAACAAUCACAAUCUGGGGCAGGGUCAGGUAUCUACUACUCCAGCUCGACUCUGCCUGCCCAGCGUGUCAGCUCUCCUCUCACAGGGGGAGGGUCAGGGUCUGGUUCCCCGAGUAAGCUCCAGCGCCUGGGAUCAUCUUCAGACACGCAAGGCUACUCGACCACUCAGCGCCUGCCCUCCUCCUCCUCCCCCAACAAGCAGUCUCCCGCUAACCGUCUGGCCAAGUCUUACAGCACCUCAGUGGACGUGACAUCAGGGGGUGGGUCUCCCCUGAGGGUGGCAUCCCCUCCCUCCAACUCGCCUGCAGCAGGGGGAGGGGCCAGUGCUUCAUCGUCCCCUCUUCACCAGAUGAGUUCGGGCAUAGGGAGCUAUGCCACUUUGUCUCCUAAACGGCUGGCAGCUCACCACGCCUCUGACCAGUACAAGAUUUCCCACGAGCUCUACGCUACGGCCACACUACAGCGGCCUGGGAGCCUGGCAGGUUCUCGCGGCUCUUACAGCAGUCAGCAUAGUCAGGAGCCCCUUCGGCCUUUAGGCUCUCCAGAACACCACAUAGACCCCAUCUAUGAAGAGCGUGUGUACCACAACAAAGGCCCUAUGAGGAGUCUGAGCCAGAGCCAGGGGCCUGACUCUGGCCCCUAUCGCAACAAUACAGCUCCCUCCUCCCCCGGUGUGGACUCCGCCCCCUUGCAGCGCACAGGGAGUCACGGCAAUGCCACCGGAAACUACAGUCGCGGGACCAACAACUACGCCACAGUCGGACCCGGGUACACCUCAAGCGCGAGCAGUGGUGAUGUCUACGGUUCAGAUCCCUAUGUGGCGGACCCCUAUCGAACCCUCCAGUACUGCCCCUCUGUGGUGGAAUCGCCCUAUAGCAAGUCAGGACCUGCUCUCCCGCCUGAGGGAAGCCUGCAGCGCUCACCCUCUAUCGACUCCAUCCAGAAAGACCCCAGAGAGUUUGGCUGGAGAGACCCAGAGCUGCCAGAGGUGAUCCAGAUGUUACAACACCAGUUCCCCUCGGUGCAAUCCAACGCUGCUGCUUACCUACAGCACCUCUGCUUCGGGGACAACAAGAUCAAAGCUGAGAUUCGGAGACAAGGAGGUAUUCAGCUUCUUGUGGACCUGCUAGACCACCGAAUGAGUGAAGUGCACCGCAGCGCUUGUGGGGCGUUGAGAAAUCUGGUUUAUGGCAAAGCGAAUGAUGAGAACAAAGUGGCUCUGAAGAAUUGUGGAGGGAUCCCGGCUUUGGUCCGUCUUCUGAGAAAGACUGGAGAUGUGGAAAUCAGAGAACUCGUAACAGGCGUACUGUGGAACUUGUCGUCAUGUGACGCCCUGAAGAUGCCAAUCAUUCAAGACGCCCUGGCCGUAUUGACCAACAGUGUUAUCAUCCCCCACUCCAACUGGGACUCCUCCCCCAAUCACCACGAGGACCGCAAGCUCCACCUUCACACGUCCCAGGUCCUCCGCAAUGCAACAGGCUGCCUCAGGAAUGUAAGCUCGGCUGGCGAAGAGGCACGACGGAGGAUGAGGGAGUGCGAUGGGCUGACAGAUGCUCUGCUAUACGUCAUACAGACCUCUCUGGGCAGCAGUGAGAUCGACAGCAAGACUGUAGAGAACUGCGUCUGCAUCCUAAGAAACCUAUCAUAUCGGCUGGCGGCGGAAACCUCCCACGGACAACAGGGAGGGUUAGAGGACCUGGACGGGUUGCUCUGCGAUGCCAAUGGAAGAGACGCAGAGAGUUCUGGUUGCUGGGGAAAGAAAAAGAAGAAAAAGAAGGGAGCAGAACAGUGGGAUGGAGUGGGCCCAUUUCCAGACACUCCUGAGCCCCCCAAAGGAGUCCAGAUGCUUUGGCACCCCACCAUCGUCAAGCCCUACCUCACCUUACUGUCUGAGUGCUCUAAUCCUGACACGCUGGAGGGAGCGGCCGGGGCUCUGCAAAACCUGGCCGCAGGCAGCUGGAAGUGGUCAGUGUAUAUCAGAGCGGCUGUUCGUAAAGAAAAAGGCCUGCCCAUCCUGGUGGAGUUACUGAGGAUAGACAACGAUAAAGUGGUUUGUGCUGUGGCCACGGCUCUCCGAAACAUGGCCCUGGACAUCAGGAACAAGGAGCUCAUUGGUAAAUAUGCCAUGAGAGACCUGAUCCAUCGGUUGCCGGGCAGCAGCAGCAGUAACAACAACACCACCAGCAGUGCCACAUCGGUGAACGCCAGCUCUGCCAGUAAGGCCAUGUCCGAUGAUACGGUGACCGCCAUUUGCUGCGCCCUGCACGAAGUCAUCACCAAAAACAUGGAGAACGCCAAAGCACUACGGGACGCCGGGGGGAUUGAGAAACUGAUCGGUAUCGCACGCAGCAAAGGGGACAAACACUCAGCUAAAGUGGUGAAGGCAGCCUCUCAGGUGCUCAGCAGUAUGUGGCAGUACAGAGACCUGCGCUCCCUCUACAAGAAGGACGGCUACUCUCAGUAUCACUUUGUGGGCUCUGCAUCAACGAUAGAGAGGGACAGACAGAGGCCUUACUCCUCGUCGCGGACCCCCUCUGUCUCUCCUGUCAGGACGUCUCCAAAUAACCGCUCUGGUGUGUGUGUGCGUGUCUGCCUGGGCAUGGGUGUAGCGAGCGCCCCAGCCUCCCCCCGAGAGAUGAUGAGUCUGAAGGAACGCAAGAUGGACUACGACUCCACUGCAACCAACGCCGGUUUCCAUAGCAGCAAGGGAGAGCACACGUCCCGCAAAGACGGCAUGGCAGUUCAAAUAUCCUGUGGGACAUCUACGUUAUUCAGAAACUCCUACCUGACGACCAGUGAUGACAUCAAGCAGAACCAGCCUCAGCCCCCACAGCCGCCUCCGCACAGCCAGAGUCGCAGCUUUGACGAGGCCUUCUAUGACGACCAGGGACCCCCUCCGCCCCCAGCGCCGUCCCAACCGCAGCCCCAGGUUCCGGCACAAGCUCAGCCCCAAGCCCAACCACAGCAGCCCCCCAACUCCACUGGACCCCCGCGGGACCCAAGAGAGGAUCUGCGAAUGCACCUAGGUCUCAAAUCCACCGGGAACUACGUAGACUUCUACUCAGCUUCUAGGCCAUACAGCGAACUGAACUACGAGACCAGCCACUACCCGGCCUCUCCUGACUCUUGGGUGUAAUCUACUUUAAAACUUAAAAAAACAAAACAAAAAAAACAAGUGCGGGGCGAGAGACUGUGUGUAUGUAUGUGUGUCAGAAAGGGAUUAUUUUUGCAGCAAACUCAAGGUUAAAGAGUAGGUUCAGUGGCAUUUUAAAAAGGAAACUCAAAAGACAGUGGAAGGGUAUGGAGCAAAUUACAAAGUCAAAAAGUUCAGGUGAGAAAGCGUGUGAUAGAGAGAGAGAGAGAGACAGUGCAUGUGCAUGCCGGCAUUUUACUUUUUACCCUAAAAUUGCUUUAUUUCCUCAUAGUCAGCUUUUUUGCACCAUAAGAGGAUAAGGGAUGGGUUCAAAUGGGUGCUACUGUAUAUGAAGAGUAGUGGAAGAGAAGUGGAAGGGGCAAAGUUGCAAUGAUGAAAACAGCCAAACAGGAAAGAGUAGAGAGAGGGAUGCAGGAAUGUAGGAAUGUUUUAUUGAUGCUUUGAAUGGUAGAAAGUCACAGGACCUUUAGCAUAGACAGACGUGGAUAAAGGACCAAACACAGAUGUAUGAGGGUUUAUGAGGAGGGAUAUAAAGCACAGGGAAGAUGAAAGCACACUGGACAAAGUCGUGGAUGUCUAUUAUUUCACUCAAGUGAGAAACGUAGCACUGCUUUUAUCCCCUCUUAUUUGUCGCAAUGGCCUUGCCGCCUACACAGUCUUUUCAAUUUGUUUUGAAGGAAUGUCAUCUACGAGAGACUUCUUUUUGUCACUGUUUUUUUGCUUCUUUUCAUUUGUACUUUUCUAAAAUGUAACAGCAAACAAAGAGGAAUCUUUUUAAACCAUUUUCUUUGUACAGUUCAAAGGUAAUAUAGUGUGUAUAUUACACAUUUUUGAUGGGGUCGUUUAUGAAACCAUUUUUCCCAACAAGCAGCAAACACAAUCCUUCAAAUGACAACCAAGAAGCAGUAUACAGACAAAACCUGUGUUAUUUGUCCAGCUAAAGAGGAUGUCCAGCAGUAUUUUUGUUUUUUACUACAUUCGUGAAUAAGCUAAAAUGUCCUCCUCUGCAUAAGAGCAUCAGAUUGAGUAACGCCGCUCCAGAGCCCAGUCAACAGAAGUGCAUUUUCACUGCCUCAACAAUGUGUUUAAAGCACACAGUGUCUUUUACUUUGGGGAUACAGUCUUAUUGGCCAUGUUAACUUUUUAGUGAUUUGUCAUUGUGUGAAACCAACUUGCCCUCUGUAAGAGCCACAUGAAUAUUGUACAACUGCAGAGAAAGACAGAGAAUCAACAUUGUGCCAAACUUUGACAUCUCACGGACCAGUCCUUAUCAUGGACUUUAAAGAGACAUUAAGGGACAUUCGUAACAGGAUAUACUGUCGAAGUUUACAAACAGACAAAACAUCCUCUGCUCUUUCAAACUUUGAUUUCCGUGUGUUUUGAUCAGGAGGAGACAUGCUAUCACAUAAAUGUACAGAUCUGCCUCUCUGUGUGGGCUGGGUGUGAAUGGCUGGUGAGUGGUGCGUGCCUGUGUGUCCAUGUAAACUGGGGUGCGAGUAUCUAUGCAUGCAUGUGACUACUGUUGAGUGUACAGUGUGCGUGUGUGUGCAAUCCUGUAUAAAUCAAUGUCUAUCAAAGGCAUUCUUACUGACUGGCUGUCCAGUUUUACAACGAGAAAAUCCUAAGGUUAAAAUCACUAGAAUGAAUUGCUGAUAUAGAAUGACAAAUCUAUAAAUAUAUGAACAUAAAUAUAAAUAUAUAUAUAUGAUUUUUAUGUGCAGAUGUCCGUGUCUCGAAAUGCAACAAAUGUUCGCAGAGAAAACGUGGUGUACAACAGGACUUGUUCUAUUGACCUAAAUGUGGAAACUGCAGAUUGGAGCCCCCCCUUUAUGCCUAAUCAAAAGAGAUAUCCCACCUGAACAUGCUCAGGCUCUGGUGCGAGUUGUGUGUUAUUGUGUUUCAAUGCUUCUUAGAUGACCCUGCUGAGAGAGGACCGUACUUGAACACAAAGAAAAUAAAAGACUCUUUGCAAUCAA